AUGACCCGUAGCGCCGCAUUACUCACCGAUAACAGUGCCAAGCUUGCCUCUGUAAAAAAGGAGGAGACAAAGGAUGUUAAGAAUAUCUUCGACUCCUCCAUCACCACCUCCUCCCCCUCUUCUUCACGCCAAAAAGAGACAGCUGUAUCCACGCCUGAUUAUCUAAGUGCCAAGUUUGAAGAGCUUGCUAUCGAAUCCUCGGCAGAUGAGCGUCCAAACGCGACCACCGUGAUUGACUAUUUGACUGGCUCUGGGCAAGAGCGCCCAGAAAUUGGUGACAAGCCCCUUGAAACGUGGGUAGUUGAUAACAUCGACAUCACCUCUAAAUUGAUGGAGUUCAGAGCACGAUCCUUGUCACUUGCCAAGAGACUCAAAAACAUUUCGGAUGCCCGUAUCAUGUCUUUGAAUUUCAUCUUUCCCUUUCACGAUGACGUGCUCCCAUAUGAUGGGUUGCCAGAGACCAUUGUCAAGGAACUUGGAAUGGAUCAAGGUUUUGAAGCAGCUGCUGAUCAAAGCAUUGUAUGGUGCCAUCGUGUGCAGCAGGCCAUUGGUAAAGGUAAACAUGCGGUGCGUAGAGAGCUGCAUGAAAUUGAAGGCAAAUUGCUUGACAGCCCACAAGACGAGCAAUCUUUGGCGAUUCUCGAUAUUUUACGUGACACAAGCAUCAAGCUCGCUAACUGGCAACAUGGCAGCAUCACCGAGGAUACCUUUUGCAGACAACAUUUACAAGACUUUAUUGAUCAUUGCAUUAGCUUCAUGAGCGGAAUUCGUUACAGCUGGUCUGGUCGACAACGCUUGCAAUGUGACGCAAAAGGCAAAGCAGCAUCAAUGGCAAUACACUUGCCUGAUUAUAUUGCGUCAAUUCAAACUCGCAGUGAAAAGAUCUUUCACGAUGUCUUUGUCAUCGAGGCUAAAAAGCCCCAUGCCAGCAGCGGUCAACAGCUACUGAAUGAUCGUUGCAAGCUGGCAUUGGAGAUGAAGAAGAUGCUAGAUGCCAUGGUGGAUGCUCGUGUCCCAUCCCCUGUCGUUUGUGGUCUGCUUGUGGAAGGUCACGAGUGUACCAGCUACAAGAUGGAGAUGGUGUCGGAGGCGGUGUAUGCUUUAACAAGACUUGCCGAGUUCAGCCUUCUACGUGGGCAACACGACCUUGCCACCAUUGUUAGCACCGUCCAAUAUUGUUGGCAGCUACGCAACAUCAUUGCUAGCUUGCAAAAACGUGUUCUCGAUGGUGUCAAAGAUGAAUCAAAGGCCUCUUGGAAGCGUCCCCAUUUUGACAAACCCAUCAGAAAGAAUAAAGCAGCUGCAAAGUAG
Messenger RNA from Lichtheimia ornata, 1311 nucleotides. RefSeq lists its product as uncharacterized. Bases 1 to 1311 code for a protein of 436 amino acids. The transcript has 8 exons. The record is from RefSeq and is a predicted model, not a curated record. NCBI's taxonomy places the organism in Eukaryota, Fungi, Mucoromycota, Mucoromycetes, Mucorales, Lichtheimiaceae.